Messenger RNA from Zingiber officinale, 698 nucleotides. Its product is annotated as heavy metal-associated isoprenylated plant protein 27-like. NCBI's taxonomy places the organism in Eukaryota, Viridiplantae, Streptophyta, Magnoliopsida, Zingiberales, Zingiberaceae. Gene Ontology annotation, molecular function: metal ion binding. The record is from RefSeq and is a predicted model, not a curated record. The coding region runs from base 148 to 615 and encodes 155 amino acids. The transcript is spliced from 3 exons.
ACCGCUCCCAUGGCUUUAGCUGCAUAGCCAUCAAUCAGUAGAAGCAUCGAGACUUCUCCUUCCCAGUUCACAAUUCUCUUCUCUAGUAUUAUCUCCACCUGUUCCUUAAACAGAACAGGAAGAAGCUGUGCCAGCGUACCACUAGCUAUGGGCGUCUUGGAGCUCGUCUCCGAGCUAUGCUCCCUCCCCUGCAGUCACGGGAAGCUCAAGAAGAAGAAGCCAUUGCAGACAGUGGAGCUGAAGGUGAGGAUGGACUGCGAAGGCUGCGAGAGGAGGAUUAGGCAUGCACUCGAAGGCAUGAAAGGGGUGAGGAGCGUGGAGGUGGAUCCGAAGCAGAAGAAGGUGACGGUGGAGGGAUACGUGGAGGCGAAGAAGGUGAUGAGGAGGAUCGAGCGGAAGACAGGGAAGAAGGCGGAGCCGUGGCCGUACGUGCCGUACGAGGUAGUGGAACACCCGUACGCGCCGGGGGCGUACGACAAGAAGGCGCCGCCGGGGUACGUGCGGAACGUGCUGAGCGACCCGGAGGCGGCGACGCUGGCACGCGCCAGCUCCACCGAGGUCAAGUACACCACCGCGUUCAGCGACGACAACCCCAACUCGUGCGCCGUCAUAUGAAUAUCUAAAACUACCUGCGUGUAUAAAAGAGAACUCCGGCGCGCGGUGUUUGGUAGUUUAUCUACUUUGUGUUCGUUCUUUCA